AUGCCAGUCGAAGUAGUAGAAUCGAGUGAAAACGAGAAAAGGGAACCACCGGAGAAAGGGAGAAAUAGAAAGUCGCCAAAAAACAUCACUAAGGGUGACAAGACCAAGAGACGCAUUAAGCGCAAGGAGAGUUAUGCUGUCUAUAUUUACAAAGUGUUGAAGCAAGUCCAUACCGAUACUGGUAUCCCCUCAAAGGCCAUGAACAUCAUGAACAGUUUCGUCAAUGAUAUCUUUGACCGUAUCGCCGCCUCCCGUUUGGCUCACUGCAACAAGCGUUGCACCAUCACCAGUCGGGAAAUUCAAUCUGCCGUCCGUCUAUUAUUGCCCGAAUGCCUAAAGGUUUUCGAAUUUCGAAAAAAUAAAGCGGGUACAGCGUUUAAGGCCUUCAAAAUAACUUUGAACUUUUUCGCCCACAAGAAAUUGGUUUUCGCCUUAAUUUUCAUGGAAAACUUUACAGUGUUGCUUCAAUUGCGCGAAUUUACUAAACUAGAAAAUAGCUUGGAUUUGUAG
This is a messenger RNA of Stomoxys calcitrans (stable fly), 510 nucleotides long. Its product is annotated as histone H2B-like. The transcript is spliced from 3 exons. NCBI's taxonomy places the organism in Eukaryota, Metazoa, Arthropoda, Insecta, Diptera, Muscidae. Gene Ontology annotation, molecular function: structural constituent of chromatin; protein heterodimerization activity; DNA binding. The record is from RefSeq and is a predicted model, not a curated record. Gene Ontology annotation, cellular component: nucleosome. Bases 1 to 510 code for a protein of 169 amino acids.